UUAAUCAUUGUUAGUGGGGCUCAUAAGAUGUUAGCAAUAAUUCUCCCCUUCUUCGUGAUAUUUACUUUAGAUGUUUCCAGUGGGAAACUCCCCUUGGUGAAGACACCACUGGGGGAGAUUCUCGGAGACCACAAAAUAUCAUUCGAAGGUAGAACAUUUUCGGCAUUCGAAGGCAUCCCUUUUGCUAAACCACCAAUUGGGGAGCGACGUUUUGAGGAACCCGAACCCGUUGAUCCAUGGAGUGGUACCUGGAAUGCCACCUCCUUAUUCCAAUGCGCACAGAGUAAUUCGAUUCAACUUUUCGAAACACCAGGCGACGAAGACUGUCUUUACAUUAACGUUUUCGUACCACGUGAGAAUCCAAACCCUGACGAAAACUUAGAUGUCGUUGUCCACAUUCAUGGAGGGGCAUUCAUGUAUGGUAGUGGUCACUUCUAUUCCCCUCCAACCCUUAUAAUGGAUCGAGAGGUUAUAUACGUCACUUUUAACUAUCGUUUGGGAAUUUUGGGUUUUUUGAGUACCGAGGAUGAUGUAGUGCCCGGAAACAACGGUCUCAAAGACCAAACAUUGGCUCUGAAGUGGAUUCGAGAUAAUAUAGCUAGUUUUGGCGGAAAUCCAAACUCUGUGACAGUUAGUGGGGGAUCAGCUGGAGGUUCAAGUGUGCAUUUGCACUUCUUUUCUAAGCGUUCGAGAGGUUUGUUCCAUCGAGGAUUUGCUCAAAGUGGUCUCGCUUUGAACCCAUUUUCCAUCCAAGAGCAGCCUUUAAUGAGGGCUAGGAAACUGGCUGAUGCAGUGGGGUGUCCUACGAGUUCCACUCGAGUUAUGGUUGAUUGUUUGAAGCAAAGACCCUACCAGCACCUUUUCGAUAAACUUUCGCUAUUUUUUAAUUAUAAAUUUUUGCCGUGCGCGCCUUUUGGUCCUGUUGUUGAAAAAGGCGGCUCAAAUCCCUUUUUAGAUGAAGAUCCGUACCACUUACUGAAGAAAGGAGACGUGUAUGACGUACCGUUGCUUGCAUCUAUGGCAGUCCAUGAAGGACUCUUCCCUGUGUCGUUCUUCUUGGAAGACCUAGACAAUAUAGACGUGAAUUGGGAAGAGUGGGCUCCAGCUUUCCUGGAAUUCAACUACACGUUAUCGUCGUCUUUAUGGAAAAGUACUGCUAGAAAAAUCAAAGAACAUUAUCUAGGUGGCGAGCAUUUUAAUAAAGAAAACCUACUAAAAUUGAUUCAGAUUUUUAGCGAUCGGUAUUUCCUCAACGAUGCAGAAACGGCCGUACGUAUGCAAGCAAAAGUGAAUAAAUCUCCAGUCUAUUAUUAUCUUUUCGGCUAUCCUGGAGACAACAACGAGCAGAAACUGGUUGGUCAUGGUGCCGACACUAAGUACUUCUUUGGACCAACAUUUAUACCCACACCUUUAACACCCGACGAAAUCAAAAUGAAAGACUUGCUUCUGGAUAUGUUAGUAGCGUUUGCAAAAACUGGGAAACCUACUUUGGGUGGUGUAGACUUGAAACCCACGGGUUAUGAGGAACUGACAUAUCUUGAAGUAAAUGGUUUCGAACCUGACGAAAUUCAGGUGAAAACGACCGACGAACUAAUGACUAGUGGAAGCUUUUGGAAAUCGUUGAACUUUAUGGAGGGCGAAAACCUGAUUUCUGCUAAAGAUGAACUGUAAUUUGACUUUUUGGAUUAUUUCUCUUGUUAUUACAUUUUGUAAAUGUUUUACGAUAUUUUUAAUAAACACAAA
Molecule: messenger RNA, 1743 nt
Organism: Zophobas morio
Lineage: Eukaryota; Metazoa; Arthropoda; Insecta; Coleoptera; Tenebrionidae
Product: venom carboxylesterase-6-like
Exons: 6
Coding region: 28-1671 (547 amino acids)
Source: RefSeq, a predicted model, not a curated record